Messenger RNA from Phalaenopsis equestris, 998 nucleotides. Its product is annotated as elongation factor P. The record is from RefSeq and is a predicted model, not a curated record. Gene Ontology annotation, molecular function: translation elongation factor activity. The transcript is spliced from 11 exons. Gene Ontology annotation, biological process: translational elongation; peptide biosynthetic process. NCBI's taxonomy places the organism in Eukaryota, Viridiplantae, Streptophyta, Magnoliopsida, Asparagales, Orchidaceae. Bases 11 to 838 code for a protein of 275 amino acids. Gene Ontology annotation, cellular component: cytoplasm.
AAAUUAGCUUAUGUUAUGCCGUAGAGAAUCUGAAGGGUUUGGGUUUGUUCGGUGUCGAGCUGCUGCUAUGGUUCCACCAUCAAUCCGACAAAUGCACGGCGUGAGAAGAGUGUACCGGGCUCUUCUCUCCUCUGGUCACUCUCUAUCUCCUUUUCAGUCUUCCUACCUAGCGUCGCUUGCUCGGCGAUCACCGGAGCCGUUGCUGGCCACUGCCAGUUCGCCGCCGCUCCGGAUCCUUGCAGCGCCGUGGGCCGCUAUCCAACGCCGCGGAGCCAAAGUUUUGGGCUCUGAGGUGAGAACUGGGCAUGUGAUUCAGAGAAAAGGGCGCGCGUAUCAGGUUCUAAAAGCACAGCACACCCAACAUGGAAGAGGAGGAGCUACCAUUCAGGUGGAACUACGAGAUAUUGAUUCUGGUAGCAAAGUAACAGAAAGAUUCCGCACUGAUGAGGUCUUCGAGGAAGUUCUUGUUGAAGACAAGUCCUUAACAGUACUUUAUCAAGAUGGGGAAUCCGUCACAUUAAUGGACCCAAGCACAUUUGAGCAACUUGAAGUGCCCAAGGAUUUGUUUGGAAAAAAUUCUAGUUAUUUAAAAGAGGAAAUGGACGUGGUCGUUCAGUUUUAUGAUGGUAAACCAACAUCAGGAUCCGUCCCUCAGAGGUUAACAUGCACUGUUGUUCAAGCGCAACCACACUCGAAGGGGUUAACAGCUGCUCCUCAGUACAAAAGGGUUGUCCUUGAUAAUGGGCUUACUGUGAUGGUACCACCUUUUAUUGAAGCUGGUGAUGAAAUUGUUCUUAAUACUACAGAGGAUAAAUAUUUGGCUAGGGCCAAGGAAUAGUUCAAUGCUGUUUCAUUGAGAACAACACAUGUACUCACUCACAAAUCUAGCAACAUGGAAGAGGUAAACUUUGGAUCAGAAUAUUUUAAUCAAAUCUUGAUUGAAAUGAAUCACAAAGCGUUGGACUAGCUUUGAUAUGCGUGCAAUAUAUGAAAAUUUU